CACUGUUCCUUCUCCUUCCGGACCUACGAGUUUUGGCGCCACCCAACGACUCAUUUCAAUGUUGAAUUGCUCCUACCACAUCUACCACACCGGCUCCACCUUCCUCCAUGUUGCUCACACUCUCUAACCCGGUCAAGUCCGAUUUCGAAUUCAAACCCCAUGCCUACUCACCAGCCUUCUCUUCUUCUUCCACGGCUGCUCGAUACUCAAAUAGGCAUCAUCGUGGGCUAUCCCCACCUGCACAGGAAGUCAACUCCUCUCACAACAUGGGCACACCUCACCGAGGACUUCCUCCUCCUUCGGCGAUGACGCUACCAGAUCCGGCUCGAGGACCUCCAUCGAUGUCGUCGUCAUUAGGCCAGUUACCUCCAGCACCUUCGCAGUGGCAAGGUGCCGAAGAUGGAAUGAAGAAUUGGCUAGCGGCGAAGGCCGAAGAAGAAAGACGCAAGCAAGAGGAGGAAAAGACACGACAAGAAACGUUGCGACUGGAGCAACGCAAGGUCGAACAGUCUAUGCUUCGAGAAUCUAUGCAGGGAGGAGUACCGCCUCACCUAGUACCAAUAAUCUUUGCUGGCAUCGGAGGAGGCAACCUUGCAAACAUCAGUGCAGAGUGGAUACAACAGUAUACUACUCAAGUUCAAGCUGCUCACCAACAAGCGCAGGCUCAGGCUCAGGCACAACUUUCUCCAGAUCUUCGAAGGGACCCACGAUUAAUUGGACAGCAACAACCAGCAGUGUAUGCUGGUCAGGCGCAACCUCCAACAACGAUAUUGCCUCCGACGUCAGUCCUACCCGGUCAGCCUCUACAGACACAAAUUCAGCAUGCUCCACUCUCUACCAGUGCUUACACUGGUGGACAAACAUCACCGCGCUCAAGAGCCGCACAAGCUGGUCUUGGUGGUCCUGCCGCAACAGCCCAACGCUCAUUACCUCAGUCACAAUUGCCCAGGUUGACUACCAACGAGAUGACUGUUCAGCAACCUCCUGCGGCCCCAGCAGGUGUGCAGCAACUGCAGCAGACACAAACACAACAACAAGAGCAGUCCUCCCCUUCCAUAUAUUUUCAUCAUUGGGUACCACCAUCAUCGUCUUCGGAACAAAAGAGUGCAAGUGGAAACCCGCCAGCUACGCCAUCAGGUAAAUACAAAACUUCGCCUGUUCACCAGUCACGGCAACGUGCUGCGUCGCAUGCGUCUGACCUAGAAUACACCAGCUCCCCAAAGAAGCGCAAGGCUCAAGGCCCUCACCCCCCUCCACCGCCGCCUACAUCGGCGCCUGGAUCCUACACAUCGCCGUCCUUCUCGCACAUAUCGUCGUCAUCAACAUCGACACCUGGACGAAGAGGACAUGCACGAAACCGAUCAGAUGCAUCCACACGAGCGGCGGAGGGCUCCAGUGGUUCACUAAGCCGGCGAGGCACCGUUUCUGGCCUUGCGCAUGAGACAAUUCUGCGACAAGGCGACAUCGCAGAAGAAGCAAGAGAUGCAGAUGACAAGGCAAAAUCCAAAUCUGAUCAGACAUAUGGAACAUCACCUCAACGAGAUGGUACCCGAGGCCACGGUCAACAGAACUACGCGCCAACAUCAACAUCUGCUCAACCUGAAACACCAAAAUACGCAACACAUCAGCAAUGGGAUCGAGGAUAUACGUCAUCUCCCAAGAGAGAAUCUGGUGACCAUUAGAUUGGGACGUCGUUUCAGCAUCGCAACCGU
Alternaria alternata is the source of this 1712-nucleotide messenger RNA. RefSeq lists its product as hypothetical. The record is from RefSeq and is a predicted model, not a curated record. Bases 108 to 1682 code for a protein of 524 amino acids. Lineage: Eukaryota; Fungi; Ascomycota; Dothideomycetes; Pleosporales; Pleosporaceae. The transcript has a single exon.